Lithohypha guttulata is the source of this 537-nucleotide messenger RNA. RefSeq lists its product as uncharacterized. Bases 1 to 537 code for a protein of 178 amino acids. Lineage: Eukaryota; Fungi; Ascomycota; Eurotiomycetes; Chaetothyriales; Trichomeriaceae. The record is from RefSeq and is a predicted model, not a curated record. The transcript is spliced from 2 exons.
AUGCAUGGGCUGCGCGGCGCUGGCACCUAUGACGGUUCACCGUCCAAUCCUGUCAUGCAGCGUCAACGUCUGAGCACAGUCGAUCCCACAUUUCGCAUCGUAGCCGAGCCUGCAUCUGCGGCGAAAAAGGCGUACAUAGUCUCCAAGAACCGACUUCUGCCCGCUACGACACGCUACAACGAAUGUAGUGAGGCACGAAUCGAUUGGUUCAAAAACUUCCAGCACGGUGCACAAAGGACCAUCUGGAACACACCCAAGUUGGUCCAUGCGGCGGAAAAAGCGUUUGCCGAUCGCAGCCUUUUGUUGGACGAGAACCAGCUCUUGUUUGAACAGAACAACAAAAAGGUGACGCGCACUUCGACGCGCUCGACCAUUACCGGCACGGCGAGGGUGAUGACCUACGACGACACUAUCGCAGCAGAGCAGCGGCGGGAUGUGAAGGGCCACGGGCAAGGCAGCAGGCAGAAGCAGCCCAUCGACAAAAGGUCAUCGUCAGAAAAGGCAGGGAUGCAGCAUGAGGAGCGACUGACCGAGUGA